UAUGAACAAUAAUUUGGAAUGUGUUGAUUGUCAGCUAUUAAAGAAUAUUCAUGAACAAUUAAAAAAACCUCCCGAAGAAUCGGCGAAUGAGAUAUCAGUUUUAGAAUUAGUUAAAGGCGACUAUUUAUAUUAUCAUUACGGCUGCGAUGGAUUUGAUGAUCGCGGCUGGGGUUGUGGUUAUCGAACUUUACAAACGUUGUGCUCAUGGUUGAAAUUUCAAAGGGACUGCCCAGAAUUAGUUCCACCUUUAGAUGGGAUACAAGAAUCAUUAGUUGAUAUGAAUGAUAAAGCACCUUCGUUUAUUGGGUCCAAAACAUGGAUUGGAAGUAUAGAAGUGGCUAUGUGCGUAGAUUAUUUUUAUGAUACAUCCUGCAAAAUUGUUCAUAUUAAACAAGGUAGUGAUCUAAAGAAUUUUCUUCCAACUAUCAUAAAUCACUUUGAAAAGUAUGGGUGUCCAAUAAUGAUGGGUGGUGACAGCGAUAAUGCUUCUAAAGGGAUAUUAGGCGUUUGCCAAAGUAAAGAAAACGCCUAUUUAUUGGUUUUAGAUCCUCACUAUUACGGACCAAAUCAAUCUCCUAGGGAAUUAACAGAAAGCGGCUUCUUGUGCUGGCGCUCCUUGGAAUCGUUUAUGCCAAACUCUUUUUACAAUCUAUGUUUAGUUCAACUUAAAGCAUCUGAAAUUAAAUAA
This is a messenger RNA of Dimorphilus gyrociliatus, 688 nucleotides long. The record is from the annotation of a GenBank genome assembly. NCBI's taxonomy places the organism in Eukaryota, Metazoa, Annelida, Polychaeta, Dinophilidae.